UAUGCAUCACCGAGAUGAUAAUGAUCCAUAUAGUACAGCCAUCGUAGAAGAUUUGCUGUAGGUAGAAUGCAUUAAAAUUAACAAUAGUCUUAAUCGGAAUGGAAAAAUAUCAAUGAUAUUAUCAGAUUGACAUUUAAGGCUUUAACGGAUGUUGUAAAAUCAUAAGGAGAAAGUAUACGAGAAAUAGAAAAGCAACUUUCUACAAGAGCUUCUAAAAAUGAACUUCAUUCAGGGUUAGCACUUAAAGCCAAUAUCAAUGACAUCUCAAGAACUAUAGCAGAGAUAGCUGCCAAUCUUGAUACUAAAAUUACUUAUGAAGAUUCUUAAGUUUUAUUAAAGGAUUAUGUUUUAAAGGCAGAUAUGUAGUAUUUGUUGAGCAAGUAUAGUAUUUAUUCAAUGAUUUUUUUAGUAAAAUUGAUGUUGAUGAAAUGAAAUAAUUGUUAGAGAAAUAAUAAUCAGGAGAAUUCAAAGGAGAAAUGUAAAAUAUGAAACACAAAAUUGAAGAAUUAUAAACAUAAAUAUCUAAGAAAUUCUAAUAAGUACCUAGUAUGAAAGAUUUUUCAUAAUUAUCUUAAUAAGUAGAACUUAAAGCAAAUUUAUAAGAAAUGAAUGAAUUACUUGAAACAAAAGCUAGUAAACAUUAAGUACAAUAGGCAGUAAAUAAAAAGAUUAGUAAAUAAGAAUUAGAUUAAAUUUUAUAAAAUUACUCUUCUUUAGAAGAUUUAUAACCAAUCAUCUAAAAUCUUGAUUAAAAAGCUUCUUUAGAUUAGAUUGAUAAAAUUGCUUCAAUUUUAGAAGUUAAAGUUGAUAGAUAAGAUUUUUCAAUUCUAAUUAAUUCAUUAUAAAAUAAGGCUGAAAUACAUCAAUUAGAAGUUAUUAAAGAAUAAUAAUAAGAAUUAAAAAAUGUUGUGGAUUCUAGAUUGUAAGAUAAUAAUUCUAUGAUGGUUGAAAUGAAAUAAUAAGUUGAUGGAGUAACAAAAUAAUUAAAUAAAAAAGUUGAUAAUAAAGAAUUAGAUAAAUAUAUGCAUUCUAUAAAUUCACUUUAAGGAGAAAUGGAUGGUUAUUCUUAAAGAUUUAAUAAAUUUUCUUAAGAAAUUAUUUCAGAUCUAGAUAGAUUGAGAAAUGAAAUUUUAGAAUCUAAAUAAUUCACAAGUGAAUAAAUGUAAACAACUAUAAUGAAAUCUACUCAUUUAUCUGAGAAAUUGACAGAAGAAUUAUAUAAUUUAUCUGAAAAUAUUAAAUAAAUGGAUGAUGACAAAAGAGAAGAAUUAGAUGAUCUUAAAAAAGUAAUUAAUACUAUGAAAAUAUAAAAAAAAGAUAUAUAAUAAAAAGUAGAUUAAAUGUAAGAGUAUCUAGAUGAAUUUAAAUCAGAUUAAGUAUUUAAACAAUUAUAAAGAUAAGUUUAAUAAAUGAAUAAAGUAUUUAAUUAUUAUAAUUAAAGGAAAUAAGUGAAGUUAAAGCUAAAUAGUUAUCAUAUGAAGAUGAAUAACAUAUUUAAGUUUAAAUUGAAUAAUAAUUAUAAAGAAGAGUUAAUGAAAUCAAAAAAACUGGUUCCAAUUAAGAUGGAUUUAAAAAUAUUAAAUAAGAAGUCUCUUAAAUAGUCUCUAAAAAAAUAUCUUCAUUUGAAUAACAAUUGAAUUAAUUAGAAAUUAAUUUAAAAUAAAGAGUACUUUUCUAAGAUUUUGAAGAAUUAAAAAACAUUAUUUAAAAAUUAUGUAUUGAUCAAGAUGAAAGAGCCUAUUAAAAGGAUUUAACCAAACAUAUUUAAUUGACAAAAUAUACUUUAGAUUUAAUACAAAAAGAUAUGAUGCUCAAAGCUGGAAUAUAAGAUAUGAUUACUAUUCUAGACACUAAAGCAAGUAUUAUAAUAAUUAUAAUAUAUAGAUAUACCUGAAAUCAAUUAAGCAUUUGAAGCUAUUCAUAAUGAUUUAUAAACUAAAGUAUCAGCAGAUGAUCUAUCUAAUUAUCUCAAAAGUUAAAAUUAAAUCUAUGAAUCACUUUGUUAAGAAAAUAUUGUGGCUAGAUUUUAAUGGAGAUCAGGUGAAACAUAAAAUCAUUUAAUUCCUUGGGAAUAUGAGGUUAUAAAUACUUUGCCUGAAAAUUUUGUAUGGGAAAAAGGAAAAAGCUCUAUUUUGAUUGUUGCCCCUGGUGUCUAUCAUAUUGCCUAUGCCUUUUUCUCUAAAGAAAAAUAAACUGUCUCUGUUCUUAUCAAUGGAGAGAAUAUUGCCACUUUAGAUUAAAAGAAGAAAUCUUCAGAAUAUACUGGUAUUUUUUAUGUAUAUUAUUAGGUUUGAAUGCCUAAGACUUUAUUGUAUUACCAAAUAGAGCUAGACUCUAAGUUAGUUAUAGUGGAGGAAAAGGAGAAGGUUUCCUAAGUUUAAAGAGACUAUGAAAGCCA
Paramecium pentaurelia is the source of this 2398-nucleotide messenger RNA. NCBI's taxonomy places the organism in Eukaryota, Ciliophora, Oligohymenophorea, Peniculida, Parameciidae. The record is from the annotation of a GenBank genome assembly.